ACAGGGUCCGCAGGAGAGGAAUACUGAUAAUUAUUUAGUGAUACAUUAUGGAUCAUUGAAUUGAGUAUCUCUUGGGUGGUAUUUUCUCCCCCAUAGAGGAAUGAAACCGGGAGGAAGGGGAGGUAGAGGACGAGGAGAGCUCUUUGGCACUGUGAGGAUGUUCAACGGACGCACCCCUCCAGGAGAACCUUCUUAACCACACACGGAUUAUCAUCGGAUGUGUCGGCCGAUAUUUUGGGCGACUGGGGGUAUUUUUUGGAACCUAAUCGUGUGGAGUUAUGAGUACAAUCCUCAACUAUUUCUCCUAUAAUGGGAUUUGAAAAAGAGAUUUCGGCCUUGGCCUGAGUGUGGAUCCCGAUCAGAGCCCCAGCGGGAUCCCGGAACGAGGAGGUAGAGAAGACAGCCGAUUAAGGAGGUCAGCCUCCAUCCAGCACGCCCACAUGUCAGCUCCAGUCCACUGUGACAGCUCAACUAACAUGUGAUUUCUGAACAUUGGUGUCUCCUUUUUAAAUCACUGAAGGUGUCCCGGUGCGGAGGCCGCUAACCAUGGAGCGGCUUUUGCUGUGCUUGAUGCUGGUCGUUGCCAUGGCUGUGCGGGCGCAGAUCUGCCCCAAACGCUGCGUUUGCCAGAUCCUGUCACCCAACCUGGCCACCCUCUGUGCCAAAAAGGGUCUGCUGUUUGUGCCGCCCAACAUCGACAGACACACGGUGGAGCUCCGGCUGGCAGACAACUUUGUCACAAGUGUGAAGAGGAAAGACUUUGCAAACAUGACCCGGCUGGUUGACCUGACGCUGUCCAGGAACACCAUCUCCUUCAUCACACCGCAUGCCUUCAUAGACCUGGAGAACCUCAGGGCCCUACAUCUCAACAGCAACCGCUUGACGAGGAUCGGCAACGACACAUUCAGCGGGAUGUCCAAGCUGCACCACCUCAUCCUGAACAACAACCAGCUGGUGCUAAUCCACCAGGGGGCCUUCAACGAGCUACUGGCUCUGGAGGAGCUGGACCUGAGCUACAACAACCUGGACUCCAUCCCCUGGGAGGCCAUCCAGAGGAUGACCAGUCUCCACACUCUGAGUUUGGACCACAACAUGCUGGACUAUAUACCAGAGGGAACCUUCUCUCUGCUCCAGAAACUAAACCGACUGGACGUCACAUCCAACAAGCUGCAGAAGCUCCCCCCGGACCCUCUGUUCCAACGAGCACAGGUGCUGGCGACGUCAGGCAUCCUGUCAUCCACGUCCUUCGCCCUGUCCUUUGGCGGCAACCCGCUGCACUGCAACUGUGAGCUGCUGUGGCUGCGGAGGCUGAGCCGCGAGGAUGACCUGGAGACGUGCGCCUCGCCCCAGCUCCUGUCCGGGCGCUACUUCUGGUCCGUCCCCGAGGAGGAGUUCCUGUGCGAGCCGCCGCUCAUCACCAGAUACUCCCACGACAUGCGGGUGCUGGAGGGCCAGCAUGUGUCGCUCAGGUGUAAGGCGCGCGGGGAUCCGGAACCCGCCAUCCACUGGAUCUCCCCAGAUGGGAAGCUGGUGUCCAACACUUCGCGGACCCUGGUGUACACCAACGGCACGCUGGACAUCCUCAUCAGCACAGUGAAGGACACAGGCUCCUUCACCUGCAUCUCGUCCAACCCGGCGGGCGAGGCGCACCAGAUGGUGGAGCUGCUGAUAAUCAAACUGCCCCACAUCUCCAACAACACCAACAGCAUCCAGGAGCCCGACCCCGGCUCCUCCGACAUCUCCACCUCCGCCCGGGCCGGCGCCAACGGUAACAACGCCACGGCCGACGGGAAGCCCGGCGGGGACAAGCGGGUGGUGAUCGCUGAGGCCACUUCGUCCACCGCGCUCAUCAAGUUCAACUUCCAGAGGAACAUCCCGGGAAUACGCAUGUUCCAGAUCCAGUACAACGGGAGCCAGGACGACUCACUGGUCUACAGGUAAGCAGAUCCAAAGCGGCUCUGGUUUAGAAAGAGUCCCAUGUUACAUGGCUUGCACCAUGGACCUUAU
Molecule: messenger RNA, 2007 nt
Organism: Gadus chalcogrammus (walleye pollock)
Lineage: Eukaryota; Metazoa; Chordata; Actinopteri; Gadiformes; Gadidae
Product: leucine-rich repeat and fibronectin type-III domain-containing protein 5-like
Exons: 8
Coding region: 547-1941 (464 amino acids)
Molecular function (GO): protein binding
Source: RefSeq, a predicted model, not a curated record